Messenger RNA from Fomitopsis serialis, 1524 nucleotides. RefSeq names its product cytochrome P450. The transcript has 14 exons. Gene Ontology annotation, molecular function: heme binding; oxidoreductase activity, acting on paired donors, with incorporation or reduction of molecular oxygen; monooxygenase activity. Lineage: Eukaryota; Fungi; Basidiomycota; Agaricomycetes; Polyporales; Fomitopsidaceae. The coding region runs from base 1 to 1524 and encodes 507 amino acids. The record is from RefSeq and is a predicted model, not a curated record.
AUGCUGCAGACGGUCUUCUGCCUGGUAGCGUUGCUCGUCGCUGUUCGGGCACUGGUAGUGCACAACCGUCUCUCGAGGAAUUCGAAGGGUCUACCUCUACCUCCCGGCCCCAAGUCAUAUCCUAUUCUUGGCAAUCUGUUUGAUAUACCAACUACAGCGGCCUGGAAACAAUUCGCGCAGUGGAGAGCCAACUAUGGAGAUAUCAUCUACUUCCAUGUGUUGGGCAGAGAAGCCGUUGUCUUGAACUCGGCUGCUGCUGCUCACGACUUACUUGACAAGAGAAGCGCUAUCUACUCGCAUCGCACGCCCAUGGUUAUGGCGAAUGAAGUCAUUGGCUGGAAAUGGUCUCUGCCUUCGAUGGACUACGGCGAGAAAUUCAAGCGACACAGGCGAUAUCUCCAGCAAUACUUCGGCAAGCAGAAUCUACCCAAGUACUACGACGUAGAAGUCAAAGAGGUGUACAAACUUCUCAAUGACAUCUUGGAUAGUCCGGGCGAUUAUGCUGCGCAUAUCAAGAGAUUGGCAGGUGGAGUGACCAUGAAUAUCACGUAUGGACACGAAGUACAAUCAUUCGAUGAUCCCUUCAUUCGCAUAGCAGAGAAGGGUGUCUUGACAAUCGAAGCCACUGGAGCCGUAGGCGCGCAUAUCGUCGACUUCCUCCCAUGGUUGCGACACAUCCCCGAUUGGUUCCCUGGCGCAGGAAUCAAGCGCCUUCCUCCGGGAACGAGAGAAGACCUCCACGACUUCGUUCAUAAGCCGUUUGACCAUGUGAAACAACAGAUGAUCAAUGGAACAGCGUCUGGUUGUUAUACGACAGAGCUGCUCGAAGAAACGAACGGACUAGAUGAGGAGGGCGUUCGAAGCACAGCUGCCAUAACCUACUCGGCUGGUUUUGACACGACCUUGUCCGCACUGAUGACAGCGAUCAUUGCGCUUGUCACCAACCCCGUAAUUCAAGCCCGAGCGCAGGCAGAGAUGGACUUGGUUCUUGGAAAGGAACGUCUUCCGACCUUUGCUGACCGCAGCAAGAUGCCUUAUAUGCAAUGCAUCAUGAGCGAAGCAUUCCGCUGGGGCGUGGUCACUCCAGUUGGUGUACCUCAUCGGUUGUGUCAAGACGACCACUACAAUGGAUACUACUUGCCGGCAGGCUGUAUGAUCAUAGCUAACGCGUGGGCCAUGCUUCACGACUCUCGAGUCUAUCCGGACCCGGAAGUGUUCAAUCCCGAUCGUUUCUUGAGCGGAGAAGGGCGCACCCCACAGCCCGAUCCGAGAGGGCCCGCCUUCGGCUUCGGCAGACGCGUUUGCCCGGGCAAGGAUCUCGCAGAGAACCACGUAUGGAUCACGAUCGCGUCUCUUUUCUACGCGUUCAAGAUCACGCCUGCGCUUGACGAGCGGGGCCAGGAAAUACCUAUAGAUCUCGAGUACUCCGAACACAGUAUCAGACACCCUCGGCCAUUCAAGUGUACGAUCAAGCCCAGGCGCCACAAUUCGGUCGCCCUCAUACGCCAGAUGUCCGACAUAUGA